Messenger RNA from Gamsiella multidivaricata, 1100 nucleotides. RefSeq lists its product as uncharacterized. Bases 198 to 1028 code for a protein of 276 amino acids. NCBI's taxonomy places the organism in Eukaryota, Fungi, Mortierellomycota, Mortierellomycetes, Mortierellales, Mortierellaceae. The record is from RefSeq and is a predicted model, not a curated record. The transcript has a single exon.
GGAACGAGAGCUGGGCCCGAGUCUUGCUCCGGAUAUUGUUACUGUUAUUGCUGUUGCUGUUGCUGUUGUUGCCCUGGUCGUUGCUCUUGACCUGGGUCGCCCCAUGUUCUUGUGGCUCUGGUGAAUUUGAGAUUGAUUGAGGGCGAAGCUGGCGUGGACGUGGCGUGCCCGGAGGCGAGGGUGCAAAGUAUGCGUCUAUGGAGGGGGCGGCAGGCGGGGUCGAUGCAGGUGUUGCGAUGGUAUCCGCAGGAAUAGAAGGUGAAGAUGCUGUAGUAAUAUCCACAUCUGAAAAUGUGUGUUCGGACCUCGGCCUUGUGCUCAUUUUGUUGUCGCUCAUACUGCUAUUGUUGUUGUUGUUGUUGUUGUUGUUGCUGCUGCUGCUGUUGUGCUCGAUAGUAUCAUCCUGGUAUGGCCGCGCAGUCGAAGUUGGGGAGGGGGGCGGGGACGAGAACGCGGGGAUGGUGUUUCGCUUGAUCUUGCUCGACGGCAACGAGAACAUGCCGGGGCUGAUAGUCGACUCUGUCGACAGGAAAGUCCGGACCUUCUCUGGGGGAGUGCUGAUGAUCGUCGCAAAGAAAUCUUCCUCCAAUACAUCGUCCAAGUCCUCCUUGAUGCCCUUCUCGAGCGGUGGUGGGGGCAAGAAGUUGCCCUGGUCAUUGAUCGUGCUCAACUGGAAGACCUGCUUGGCCUGCUCCUUCCAAUCCCGUUCCGCAGCCUUGUCCAUUGACCGCCGGGGAUUGCUUGUGGGAAAGAGCGAAGACAUGCUUGAGGGGCUCUUGACUAUGCUUGACGCGAACGACGGGGUCGUAGGCGUAGCUGAGGCGCGGUCUGAGGGGAACUGCGCGAUGCUAUGGCGUUUCAGGGUAUUGGUGCUGAAGAUCGUUCUAAUCGUGGACAGUCCCCUCCUGGGGCUCCCUGCCAUCGGUGCUGGGGCAAUGACCUGUGCUGUUGACAUUGUGGGUGGUGGGAUAUGUGCAAAGACGGAGGGUAGGUGGGUGAGUAGUGAGAAGGCGAAAGGUGAAGAGUGAAAGGAUGGAGUUUGUCGUAAAGAAAUAGUAAGGAAAAAAGGGGGUGGGCUACAAAAAAAAAAACAGGGGCGG